Molecule: messenger RNA, 1689 nt
Organism: Drosophila ficusphila
Lineage: Eukaryota; Metazoa; Arthropoda; Insecta; Diptera; Drosophilidae
Gene: GlcAT-I
Product: galactosylgalactosylxylosylprotein 3-beta-glucuronosyltransferase I
Exons: 2
Coding region: 80-1000 (306 amino acids)
Biological process (GO): chondroitin sulfate proteoglycan biosynthetic process; carbohydrate metabolic process
Cellular component (GO): Golgi membrane
Molecular function (GO): galactosylgalactosylxylosylprotein 3-beta-glucuronosyltransferase activity
Source: RefSeq, a predicted model, not a curated record
UGCCGUUAUUUAGGCAGUGGCUGCCGUUGAGGUCCCCAUUUGUUUGUUUAAACAAAUUACAGUUUUUAACUGCCUCAGGAUGUCGGAGGUCCGCAUUCGCCCGCGCCAAGUUCUCGUGCUGCUCAUCGUCUUCCUGGUGGUGCUGAUGAUGGUGCACCGGAACGGGAAGCGCACCUGCCAGGGUCCAGAGUACCUCCAGGCCAUGUUUGUCCAGGCGGACACGUUACCCACGAUCUACGCCGUAACGCCGACGUACCCACGGCCCGCCCAGAAAGCGGAGCUGACCAGAUUGUCACACCUAUUUAUGCUGAUGCCUCACCUGCACUGGAUCAUCGUGGAGGACACGAACGCCACCACCUCGCUGGUGAGGAAUCUGCUCAAGCGGUCCGGCCUGGAGAAGCGGUCCACGCAGCUAAACAUCAAAACCCCGCCGGAGUUCAAGCUGAAGGGCAAGGACCCCAACUGGAUCAAGCCCCGCGGCGUGGAGCAGAGGAACCUGGCCCUGGCGUGGCUCAGGGAACACGUCGAUGUCGACCGGCACUCCAUAGUAUUCUUCAUGGACGACGACAACUCAUACUCCACUGAGCUCUUCGCCGAGAUGAGCAAGAUCCAAAGGGGCCGCGUGGGCGUCUGGCCGGUGGGCUUGGUCGGCGGCCUGAUGGUUGAGCGACCGUUGCUCAACGAGGACGGCACCCAGGUGACGGGCUUCAAUGCCGCCUGGCGGCCGGAGAGACCCUUCCCCAUCGACAUGGCUGCCUUCGCCAUCAGUAUGGACCUGUUCAUCCGGAAUCCGCAGGCCAUGUUCUCGUACGAGGUGCAGCGGGGCUACCAGGAAAGCGAGAUCCUGCGGCACCUGACCACCAGGGACCAGCUGCAGCCGUUGGCCAACGGUUGUCGGGACGUCCUCGUCUGGCACACGCGCACCGAGAAGACCAAACUGACCGCCGAGGAGGCGCUCCUAAAGAAGGGCCAGCGGUCCGAUGGCGGCAUGGAGGUCUAGUCCCCUGGAUUUGACUGUAAAAACUCUUAGCCAACCCUUCGCCUAGUGAAUUUAUUUACUGUGUUCGUCUCAACAACAAUCUGGGGUGUCACCGAAUGCUCUACACUUACGUUACCUAGUGGUAUCAUCAAGUUUAUUUGCUUUAGCGAUAAUACCUCAUGAUCAUUUAAUCUUACUUUAAAAAUUGGUGUUGGCAAAUAAUUUUUAGUUCAACUCGAUUAUGUUAAGCACAAAGUCAAAACAAAGGUUUUUUCUUGGAGAUGUGUUUAGUGCAAUUCAACCAUGUAUUUAUGUAUAAUUUAUCAAAGACAGAUUGCAUACGAAAAGAGUAUUACAAACCAAAUGAGAUUCAUGUGACACCCCCGAGUAUUAGCGCAAGUUUCAUUUAUGAAAUACUACUACUAGUUGUACAAUGCUCAAAUCAAAGUUGUAACAUAUCUGUUUAGGAUAGUCCCUAGUCUAUCUGCAGUAUGGUCUCCGUGGGGUCCUAUGACGCGUUGCCUAAUUAACUUACCUCGAAAAAGUUAGUUCCAUUUUGUGCCUCCUGACAAUACUUUGAUGAUAAGUACUCUUUAAUUAUUCCCCCAUUAUUGUACUAUACCCCAACAGCAAUUGUAAAAACCUGUUUUCCUUGUGUGCCUCCUGUUAAGGGCCAAUAAAAUUGAUCACAAUAAUAGUGCUAAAUUAAA